UUUUGUACUUCAUUCAUCAAAGCUCGAACGGAGUACAUUAAUACGGUACUACAUAUCGGUGAAGACGAGUCAGCUCAGAAGAUAAGAUAAUUAACAUGUGAUCUUUUGACUUUGAUAUUAUAUUAUUAAUUAUGUAUUAAAAAAAAUUAGAUGAUUAAUUAUCUGAAGCCACUAGGUGUAGAAUUUUUUCUAGAACGCCUGCAAAAUGAACUUCAGUACUAAUGUCUGAGUAUUUAUGCAUGAUUCAUGCCUUUUUCCUCGAUUUCACACGAUGACGUGUAACGGUCAUUACAUAAUAUAUAUAUAUACAUGGAGUGCCUUGAACACAUACCAUCACAGAAUAUCUGAUCUACAACAAUUCUUCUGAACUUGAAAGAAAAGAUAUAUUCCAUCAUCAAGCGAAGAUGAAAUUCCGUGCAGCAUGGCAGAUAUUAUUCCUCUCGAUAUUUGUAGGGUAUAUGUUCUUAUGGGCUAUGCUGCCUACGAAAACUUACAAGAAUAUAUGGACUCCCAAAUUUACUAAACACCUCAAAUCCACAUACUUUCUUGAACAAUCGACGAAUCUUCUCCUAUUUAGCUUUCCUCUUAUGCUCGUUGCUGCUUUGGGAUGUGUUUAUCUACAUCUGCAAAAGAAAUCCGAUUCCGAGAGUAGUAAGAGCCAUUUCGAUUUUCUGAGACGACCGGCGGUGGUAAUGGCCCCACUCGGGAUCGUCAGUGUGCUCGAGCUUGCAUUUGCCGCCAUGUUUGUAGCACUCCUAAUAUGGUCCCUUGCUAAUUAUUUGUAUGUCAGCUUUGAGCAUCUCCAUAUGCAUACACCUGGCGAAACAGUGCGGCAAGCAAAGUUUCGUAGCGUAUCACUAAGGCUAGGAUACAUCGGAAACACAUGCAUGGCGUUCUUGUUUUUCCCCGUCACACGAGGAUCUUCGAUCUUGCCUCUGAUCGGCUUGAAAUCGGAAUCUAGCAUCAAAUACCAUAUUUGGCUCGGACAUAUCUCGACUGUCCUUUUCGCUAUCCACAGUAUAGGAUUCGUUAUCUAUUGGUGGGCGAUGACCGAUCAAAUGAUCUUGAUGGUAGAAUGGAGCAGCACUUAUUUAUCGAACCUAGCUGGAGUAAUCGCAUUCGUAAUAUCAUUAGUGAUGUGGGGAACGAGCUUCGACCGUGUUAGAAGAAAAAUGUUCGAACUUUUCUUCUAUUCUCAUCAUCUGUACAUUCUGUAUGUAUUCUUCUACAUGUUUCAUGUUGGAGUGGCAUAUCUUUGCUUGAUUCUACCGGGAAUCUUUCUCUUCAUUAUCGAUCGAUACUUAAGAUUCCUUCAAUCGAGACACAGUACUAGACUAGUUUCGACUCGUCUUUUACCUAACUCCACUAUGGAACUAACCUUCGCCAAGAAUCCAGGGUUGGUGUAUAAUCCAACUAGUACGUUGUUUGUGCACGUUCCGAGCGUAUGCAGAUUGCAGUGGCAUCCGUUUACGGUAAGUUCGAGUAGUAACUUGGAUACCGAUAAGCUAAGUGUUGUAAUAAAACGUCAGGGAAGUUGGACACAAAAGCUCCACAAACAGCUUUCUACUUCUUUGGAUCAUCUUCAAGUAUCGACCGAAGGACCGUACGAACCCGCAUCGUUUCAUUUCCUAAGCCGCGAGUCAUUGGUGAUGAUUAGUGGAGGAAGUGGGAUUACUCCGUUCAUCUCAGUAAUACGCGAAAUAAUAUUCAGAAGCACACAAUCGAACAAGAAAGUUCCGAAAGUAUUACUAGUGUCCGCUUUCAAGAACACAACCGAUUUAACCAUGCUCGAUCUCUUGCUUCCUCUGUCCGGCAUUCCUACAGACAUCUCCAAAUUGCAAAUUCAGAUAGAAGCGUACGUUACUCAAGAACACGAACGGCCACUAAAAGAUUCCAAGAAUCAAAUUCAGACAAAACUUUUCAAGCCGAAUCCAUCGGAUUCGCCCAUAUCAGCAGUUCUAGGCGAAAACAGCUGGCUAUGGCUCGGCGCAAUAAUUUCAUCUUCAUUCGUCAUGUUUUUACUGCUAUUGGGAUUCGUGACCCGUUACCAAAUAUAUCCGGUGGAGCAGAGGAAAGAGAAUUACCAUUACAGCUACAAGAUUCUUUGGGACAUGUUUCUUGUAUGUGCCAGUAUCUUCGUAGCAACUAGUGCCGUUUUUCUAUGGCAGAAGAGGCAAAUAUCUGCCGAUCAAAAGCAAAUUAAGAAUGUGGAUUUUCAGACACCGACGAAAAUGUCGCCUUCUUCGUGGCUAAGUCCGUCGGAUAUCGAACUCGAGAGCCUCCCGUGUCAGUCUCUUGUUCAAUCCACUACAGUUCAUUACGGCGCACGCCCUGAUUUGAAGAGGAUACUUGCCGACUGCAAAGGAUCGGAUGUUGGAGUUCUCGUUUCGGGCCCUAAAAGUAUGCGCCACGAAGUAGCCAAAAUGUGUUCGUCCGGUUCUGCUAAAAACCUCUAUUUCGAAUCCAUCAGCUUCAAUUGGUGAUGCAUGCAUGUAGUAUAUAUAUUAUGUACUUUUGGAUUGUUCGUCGUGAUUUCGUCUCCUCGGAAGAUUUUAUCCGUCUAAAGACACGAGGGAUUUUGGAUUCAAUCCCGCCCUCGUUUAAAUCUUCGAAAAAAAAAGAGGACAAAUCAGAUGUAGAUGUGUGUUCAUUUGUUUGUGCUUGUUUUUUCAUUAUAUUCCCAAGUUUGAGUUUUUGUGCAGUCCCAUAAAAAAAACUGUAUAAAGUUGUAAGAACUUACAGAUUUCUAUUGAGUUUCGAAUUUUAAAUAA
Molecule: messenger RNA, 2771 nt
Organism: Erythranthe guttata (spotted monkey flower)
Lineage: Eukaryota; Viridiplantae; Streptophyta; Magnoliopsida; Lamiales; Phrymaceae
Product: ferric reduction oxidase 4
Cellular component (GO): plasma membrane
Molecular function (GO): ferric-chelate reductase activity
Source: RefSeq, a predicted model, not a curated record